This is a messenger RNA of Peromyscus eremicus (cactus mouse), 1775 nucleotides long. It is a transcript of the gene Psmb10, whose product is annotated as proteasome 20S subunit beta 10. The coding region runs from base 319 to 1005 and encodes 228 amino acids. Gene Ontology annotation, molecular function: threonine-type endopeptidase activity. Gene Ontology annotation, cellular component: proteasome core complex. The record is from RefSeq and is a predicted model, not a curated record. The transcript is spliced from 7 exons. NCBI's taxonomy places the organism in Eukaryota, Metazoa, Chordata, Mammalia, Rodentia, Cricetidae.
GUUUUGUCUGCGUACAGUGCUCACGGUGUCAGAUGAGACGGGGAUGGAGGAACCGAGGAGCACUGUGGAAGACCCGGUGAGAGGUGCCUCUCCUUCCUCAAGCUACCUGGGACUAGAGGCAAAGAUGAAAGUGAAACAGAAGACGCACAAAGCCGCCAAAAGCCUCUGAACUAGGGUGGAGUUGAAAGCGAAAGUGGGAAGCGUCCUGCUCAACCCCACAGAAGCCGAGGCAGACGCCUUUCUGCUUCCCUGGGCUUCACUCUUUUCGUCUAAUCCACCCAUCGACCCCCGGGUCUCAGCUGGCUUCCCUGCCCCAAGAUGCUGAAGCAGGCAGUGGAACCCAGAGGAGGCUUCUCUUUCGAGAACUGCCAGAGGAAUGCGUCCUUGGAACAGGUCCUGUCAGGCCUUCGGGUCCCUCAUGCACGCAAGACCGGGACUACCAUCGCGGGACUUGUGUUCCGAGAUGGAGUUAUCUUGGGCGCCGAUACGCGGGCCACUAACGAUUCGGUCGUGGCGGACAAAAACUGCGAGAAGAUCCACUUCAUCGCCCCCAAAAUCUACUGCUGUGGGGCUGGAGUAGCUGCGGACACUGAGAUGACCACGCGGAUGGCAGCUUCCAAGAUGGAGCUACAUGCGCUGUCCACCGGCCGUGAGCCUCGGGUGGCCACUGUCACCCGUAUCCUGCGCCAGACACUCUUCCGGUACCAAGGCCACGUGGGAGCAUCACUGAUCGUGGGCGGGGUUGACCUAACCGGGCCGCAGCUCUAUGGCGUGCACCCGCACGGUUCCUACAGCCGUUUGCCCUUUACGGCCCUGGGCUCUGGACAGGAUGCAGCCUUGGCACUGCUGGAGGACAGGUUCCAGCCAAACAUGACGAGCUGGCCGUUACCACUUCGCUCCUGGAACCACAGCUGUCCUGACCCAGGAAGUGAAACCCCUGAACCUGGAGCUUCUGGAGGAAACUGUGCAGGCCAUGGAGGUGGAAUAAAGUGGCCUAAGACUUAGAGGUUGGAACAAGGGGGAAUAAACCCAGGAAAUACAAACACUUCAACAGAAGACUGUCAUUCUUGAGAAGAGUGGGACAAGCAGCUUUGUGGCUGAGGUAUCUAAGGACCCGAGGCCUGGUUCCUGGCCUGAGGUACUUACUCUUCAUCAUCACCUCAGGGAUCUGUCCAUUCAGAAUCCCAGCCCAGCUAGCACUACAGGCUUUGAGAUGGAAAGCUACAUCCUGUCAUCCCCAAACCAAAUUCCACACAGCAGAAGCUUACCCCACCAGUACCCCAUCUUGUAAGACCCCAAGGACAGCCCUUACUCAGAGCCUUUCCUUGGCUUAUCAGUGACCCCCAUUGCCACCAGGUCCACUCCAAGGGAGCUAAAAUGCUGAUGGAGCAGCCAUUUCCCGACUCAAAGGGCAAGUUCUCACCAAGCACCCCUAACCCCCUACAGGGCCUCUACCUAUGAUACCCCUCAAAUGACCAGGCGUGUGUGAGCCACUGGUGAAAAGCUGGGCCGUCUGCACCUGUGGGGUUGUGAUUAGGGAGAGUGACUCCAAGUUCUCUGGGCUGAAAGGGGUCGUGGACUCAUGGGAAGAUGACACAUUUAACAAGAAACCUUCGCUAAGCACCCACGGAGUGCCAGGCCCACUGGGUGCUGGUGGGAACAUCCUGAUCUCAGAGUAGCUAUGCUCCCCUGGGGCUUCAGAACGGAUAAAUCUCGUUCUCCAGAGAGGCUCUCGUCCAGGCUGGACAUCCUUGGCCCCUGACUGUGUGUUCCCU